Labeo rohita (rohu) is the source of this 1743-nucleotide messenger RNA. RefSeq lists its product as uncharacterized. Gene Ontology annotation, cellular component: plasma membrane. Bases 176 to 880 code for a protein of 234 amino acids. Gene Ontology annotation, biological process: positive regulation of activated T cell proliferation; positive regulation of cytotoxic T cell differentiation; immune response. Lineage: Eukaryota; Metazoa; Chordata; Actinopteri; Cypriniformes; Cyprinidae. The transcript has 3 exons. Gene Ontology annotation, molecular function: tumor necrosis factor receptor binding. The record is from RefSeq and is a predicted model, not a curated record.
CUCCUCUUGCCCGGGUCUCUCUUUCUGUCUCCUGUGGGUGGGAGGAGGCGCUGACGAGGGAAACCCGUUAGUUCCUCCUCCUGCGCGUCUAUAAAACUGCUUAUGAUGUCUUCCUUCAAACAGAACUGUACCUGCUGUGGAUGUAUAUCGCUUUAUUUGCACGCUGUUUCUCGAGAUGUCCGCGUCCACAGAUGUUGAGAGCCAGUCGCCCGCCGGGCGCUCCCGCAGCCGCUGUCUGGACACUUUCCUCAUCGUGUCAGUCAUCGCGCUCUUCGUCAUGUUUGCGGUCGCGCUCGCGGGCGCGUUGUUCUUCGCCAAACACAUCGAGGACGAAAUAAACGCGCGGACGUCGCGAGAGGCAGACGGGGCUAAGGACUCGUUGGCUGCGCCGUUGCUCCAGGACGGAAACGCUUACAAGAUGCAGAAUUUUGCUUACCUGAGGGCCACUGAAAGUGAACUCAAAACAGGUGUGAUGGCGUGGGAAUCUUUCCCAUACGGAAAGGGUCAGUCCAUCGGCUCUCUCUACACCUAUAAUAAAGACCAGAAUGCGCUGGACAUCAAAGAAAGUGGAAGCUACUUCCUGUACGUCCAGCUCAGUUUCUCCUGCACUGGAAAAUGUCAGUCUGGCCAAUUCACCGUCACCUUUAACAAUCAACACAAAAUGAAGGAGUUCACCUGCAGCGUUUCGCUGCCUGAACAGCACAAAGAGACGCCUCAAAGUCAGACGUGUUGGCGUGUCGUGACCUUCCCGGAAAGUAAUAACCGUCUCCUUGCCAAAUCAGAGAUUACAGGCCAACUAGGCGACUGGAAACUGACGCUGAAUGACUCUGGCUUUGGAAUGUUUCUGGUGGAUGGAUUACAGUCAGUACGUCACACAUGAUCACAACAAGCCUGACCGAACUGAUUUCGGGGUGCUCGUUUGAGUCACGUCACUUUGAUCUACUCAGGACUCUUUUCAGUUCUCUGAUGAGCAGGACUCCACUAAUGUCCACAGACUGUUUUGGCUAAUUUGGCAGUGCUUUCAGCUACCAAAAAGACUGGCUCUUUGACAUUUUAGCCACAACAUUCAAAAGCCUUCUGCCAAAUUUAGCAGAUUUGCCUCUACAACAAAAGUUCAGAAAAUGCAACGACGUCUAGAGACUUUGUCUGAGCCUGAACAGAUAAGCAAUGCUUCUUAAGCACUAUUUAUAAUUUAAGUAUAUUUAUAUGUUUAACAUGUUAAAUAUUUGUAAUAUUUAUAUUGGUGUUUUGUGUAUACUGUACAUAAUGUUGUUGAAAACGGUUGUAGACAUCACUACGUGUGCGAAGCAUCAGACCAAACUCUUUCGUUCACUGAUUGCAUGUACUGUAUUCUUCUACUGAUGUUUAGGUACAUCACAGAAAUAAUGAGUGAACUUUGACCAGCACAUCAACACUAGUGCCUCGGUUGGGUCUGUACGUUUCGCUGUACGUUCAAGAACUCGAAAAGCUGCAUGUGUGAAUGUAUGUGAACAUCUCUUCACGAACACACGCCCGUGUUGUGCGUUUGGUGUGAAGGAAAGCGCCGUAUGAAUGCAAACAAACUCAGGAACUCUAGAAAUGAAUGUAAUGACUGUGUGAAAUGCUUUAUUUUGUAAACAGAGUAUUUAAUAAAAUGCAAAAUGCUACUUUUACACAACUGUGGGCUGUUUGUUGAGGCGAGAGAGCGGGAUGAAGUUAUGUUGCGGCUCAUUUGCUUCACUGAAGCAUCAGCUGAACAUCAGG